UGUUGUUUGGUCGCAGUCGAUACGUUUACGAGUUUAGCGGAACUUGGAUGACCUAAAUAGAGGCGGCAAAACAAGUUUAUUUUGAAGAGCGGUUGGUUCAGACUGAACAGCCUUCGUCUUACACACACAGUGUCCCCAGUGUACAGCAGUCUCUAAGUGCAAUGCUAAUUAUUGUAACCGGUUAUUUUCUUGCCCGGUGCGGGAUUCGAUACAGGGUGUACUGCACCACAAGGCGACAUCACUAACCGCUCGGCUAAAGGGUCAGACCUGUAAGCCAGGGACUAACGUGCGUUAUUACUAGUCUACACUAUUAUGGAAGAUGGUUUACAUGUUGGUUUUCACCUGACAAGCAAUUCGUUCCUGACGCCAACGUUUUCUUCCGCAGUCCUUAUGCCCUCCUUGCCAGAGGACCAUCAUUUAAUGGCUGAACCGGAGGUCAGGAUCUUCGAGCAGCCCAGACAGCGGGGCAUGCGCUUCAGGUACAAAUGUGAGGGUCGCUCUGCUGGCAGCAUCCCGGGGGAGAAGAGCUCCGACAACAACAGGAGCUACCCCAGUCUUCAGAUCCUGAACUACGUUGGCAAGGGAAGGGUGCGUGUUUCCUUGGUGACCAAAAACGAGCCCUACCGACCGCACCCGCACGACCUGGUCGGGAAGGACUGCAAAGAUGGCUACUACGAGGCCGAGUUCGGUCCAGCCCGUCGGGUCAUCGCUUUCCAGAAUCUGGGCAUCCAGUGUGUGAGGAGAAGGGAGGUGAAAGAUGCCAUCCUGCAGAGGAUAACCAGAGGCAUCAACCCCUUUAAUGUUCCCCGGGAGCAGCUGUUGCAGACGGAGGAGUACGACUUGAACGUGGUGCGUCUGUGUAUCCAGGUGUUUCUUCAGGAUGAGAAUGGCCACUACAGCCACGCCCUCCAGCCCCUCGUCACCAAUCCCAUCUACGACAACAGAGCCCCUAACACAGCCGAGCUGAGGAUCUGUCGGGUUAACAGAAACUGUGGUAGCGUCAAGGGCGGGGACGAGAUCUUCCUGCUGUGUGACAAAGUACAGAAAGAUGACAUAGAGGUGCGUUUCUUCUCGUCCGACGGUUGGGAGGCCAAGGGCUCCUUCUCCCAGGCUGACGUCCAUCGGCAGGUGGCCAUCGUCUUCAAGACGCCGCCCUACUGCAACGGCUCCAUAACCUCUUCUGUUGUCGUGCGCAUGCAGCUGCGCCGCCCCACUGACCAGGAAGUGAGCGAAGCAAUGGACUUCCGUUACCUGCCCAACGACAAAGAUCCUUACGGCUACAAUGAGAAAAAGCGGAGAAGGGAGCAUUUGAUGAAGAUAUCGGCCUUGUCCAGUAAAAUUCACACUGGUCCGUUUGCCAGUCUGGUGACCAACAGGCCAAAGGCGAUGCUGCAGAAUACCAUGAUGCCCCACCACAUGAAACACGAACCCAGCAACAUGUAUAUGAAACAACACCCCUCGUCUACAGUGCACCAACAACCUGCUGUCUUCAACUCCACGUACCAGCCAAACCCGCAGCGCUCCAUGAUGUCCUCACAAGUUAAUUUGCCAGUCAACCAUUCUUGGGCAAACCCUAACUCAACACCCUCCAUGGCUUCCAUCAAGACGAACCCCUCCAGUGCCAUUGGUAAUUUAGGGCACUCUGGCAGCAGUAGGCAACAGCAGCCAAACCCUGGGUCUGGGUACCUUCAUGGGGUGGAGUCUAGCAGCUGUAACACCAGUGGUGGUAACACCCUACCCCAGCUCUCUAUGACAGACUUACAGUUCUUGGAUCAGGAGACCCAGGGCUCCAUGAUGAGCCAGGCUCGACCCGAGUCCCAACCCUUCUUUCAUCACCACCACCACCACAGGGAUGAACCACCUUCUGAGCACCAGGUCCAGAGAAACCAAAGUGGCCAGAACCAACCGACUCAAAAUAUGUGGCCCGGUUUCAGUUCUGUCAAUCCAGCCCAGUGCACCUUGAACGAGGUUGGACCUGGAGCAAGAGAAGGCACCUUGGGUCUUGGCUCUUUCCCCCUCUUAGAGGGAAUUGAAGGAGAUGAUUUUCUCAAGAACCUGGUGGGUGGAGGGUCCCAGAUGGGCUCUCAGAUGAAGCCGGAGCCCUUAAUCUCUGUAGGAGUAAUGAGUCACGAUCCACUCAUGCAGUCCCCAAUGGAAAGCCAAGGUGGCACUUACACCAACUUGCUGCCCCGGCCCAUGAAGCGUAACACCAACAUGGACUCCAUGGGGCUUGCUACUGGUCAUAACGGCAAUAAAAAUGUGCAGAACCCCUUCCCUAACAAUGGCAUGCCCCAUGAAUGCGAUUUUCCAACUCUGGCUGAUUGGGUCAGGGGAAGCGGGUUCAGUAACCUCAAGCAGUGACCCGGGGUCUCAUUUAUAAAACGGUGUGUAGGAUCCUUACUAAACGUGUACGUGCGCACAAAAGCUGAAAAAUGGUGUGUGCCAAAAAAAAAAAAAAAUCGGGCUUAAAUGUGUGAGAGGCAUCAUUACACAAUCUGGCUUCAAUUCACCAGCUGACCAACUGUACAGGUGCGCACAUUCUCCCGUUCUCCCGUCGAGUUUGUUUUUAUAGAUUACAAAUCUUGCGUGGGAAGUGGUGUACACCUCUUUCAGGCUCCGUUUUGUGCGUCUGCAACGGCUGUGAGACCCCUGGCCAGUUUUUUUUGGGGGGGGGGGGGGUUCUGGUUUUUUUUGGUACCAAGAGAUGCUAUGAAAUAGUGGGACUCAUGAACGGACCAGAGCCCUAGAAAGAGAGAGUCACGUCAAUGAGGGGUCAGAACGCGAGUUCCAAACGAAGCUUGGCGGGGCAUUUAAAUGAACUGCUUAGCCGCGAUUUCUGGUAACUACCAACCAAUGUUUUCAGAUUUUUACAUUUAUAUAUAGAUAUAGAUAUAUUCCAACGUGACACAUAUUCUAUGCGCACUGUUUGGAACUAUCCGGGGCUCCCACGAUCCGCCAUUGCUGUUAGAUAAUUGGCCCAUUGACGUCUACGGAGUUGACGUAACUCUCUCUUUCUAGGGCUCUGGAACGAACGGACCAUGUGUGAAGCAGCGCUUGGAUCUUAUCAGAAGGUGUUUUCCAAGCCAGAGUUGGCUCUUUUUCACUCAUGUGUUUGAAUGUACUACUUGUUUGGGCUCUCUCAGGUCAGAUCAGGUUCACCCUGCAUACAAUAACCAAAGACUUGUUUGCUUUUUUUUUUUUUUUUUUUAAGCGUCAAUUUUCUAAGGGGAGGGUGUGUGUGGAUACCGAUGGUAAAUAAUUUGCUUAACAUGGGCUGCCAGCCUAUUAGCAUAACAAGCAAUUUUUUUUUUUAAAAUGGGCUACCUUUUUUUACCGCUAUAUUUUACACGUAGUGUAACUGUGUAACACAUAGUGUAGCUGUGACACUGUGAUAGCAGGUGUGGUAAAACGUCGAGGCGUCUGCUGCCGUGUGUGCUCUGUACAUAACAUGUUAGCCGUAGUUGAGAGUGAUCGUGCGAUGCUCUCAAGAAUGGCAAGGUAUUGAAGUUUCCGUUGAGGAAGCGGGGGGAAGCACCAUCAGUGGCAGCACUGCGGUGUGUUUCCUCAGUAAUGACUAUGUCAUACCAGCAAUCACACGCGCUAUCCAGAGUCCUCAGAGUGCUGCGGAGCUCACCAGAUAGCUGAUAUCAACAAAUGCUUAAUUUACUUUGUUUCCCCCUUUGAAUUCACGCUGAGGGAAACCGCUACAGCUUCGGUGUCUUGCGCCAGGGCUUUCUGACAAGGACAGAAAGCUGUUAGCUGGACACAUACGGGCUGCUGCAAGAAAUAAAACCGUGACCUCCCGGUUACUGGAGAAUGUCAUUAAGUACUCGAUUCUAGCCUAGCUUAACCUAGCCUCCAUCCCUUAUCCGCAUGCCAUGUAUGAUUUCUAAAAGCGCGUGGGGAUGCUGGAGCCUUUCCCAGCAGCCAUUGGGCAGCGGGCGGGGAGACACCCUGGACAGGCCGCCAGACCAUCACAGGGCCCGCACACACACACACACACACACACACACACACACACAUUCACACCGAGGGACAGUUUAGUAAGGCCGAUUCACCUGACCUACAAACCGGAGCCCCCAGUUUCCAGAGCACCCACGCAGACACGGGGAGAACAUGUAAACUCCACACAGGACGACUACCCCAGGGCUCACACCCAAGACCUUCUUGCUGUGAGGCGACUGCACUAACCACUGUGCCACACACACACACAAACACACAAACACACACACACACACACACGUAUAUAUAUAUAUAUAUAUAUAGUGUUUCUUUUUCUUUUUUUUUCAGAAACUCUAUGGUGUUGAUAAAAGUGCUCAACAAAUGAGGAGCGGAAUAUUAAUUAUUAAUUAAUUAUGAAUAUUUUCCUACAGCUAUGAACUAAACAGUUUCUGUUGAUGACUGCGCUUCGGGAAGAUGACAGUGAUUCUUUGGUACUUUGUAUUUUUACUUGAAGCCAUUCUUAAUAAAAAUGAAUGUCUUU
Lampris incognitus (smalleye Pacific opah) is the source of this 4483-nucleotide messenger RNA. It is a transcript of the gene rel, whose product is annotated as v-rel avian reticuloendotheliosis viral oncogene homolog. The record is from RefSeq and is a predicted model, not a curated record. Gene Ontology annotation, cellular component: cytoplasm. The transcript has 10 exons. Gene Ontology annotation, biological process: regulation of transcription by RNA polymerase II; inflammatory response; non-canonical NF-kappaB signal transduction. The coding region runs from base 313 to 2361 and encodes 682 amino acids. NCBI's taxonomy places the organism in Eukaryota, Metazoa, Chordata, Actinopteri, Lampriformes, Lampridae. Gene Ontology annotation, molecular function: DNA-binding transcription factor activity, RNA polymerase II-specific; RNA polymerase II cis-regulatory region sequence-specific DNA binding.